GAGGAGGGACUAACCUGAUGUGAUCCCACGUGGACUGAGCGCUCCUCGAAUUCGAGUCAGUCUGUCGAGCCAGUAAUCCUCGUACGUGUGCCCGUCAGUUAUAUUCCCGAUUUGUAGCAAGGUCAGACAUGGAAGGAAACGGCAGCCAAAACACGUCUGCAAACCCGAUCGAUCCGCAACACGACCCGGGGAAAAUGUUUAUCGGUGGCCUCAGCUGGCAAACUUCACCUGACAGCCUUAAACAUUAUUUCAAUACAUUUGGUGAAAUCAUUGAAUGUAUGGUCAUGAGAGACCCAACAACUAAACGCUCCAGGGGCUUUGGCUUCGUCACUUUUGCAGAUUCUGCCAGCGUAGAUAAUGUCUUGGCACAGCCGCGUCAUGAGCUCGACUCUAAAAUGAUUGACCCAAAAGUUGCCUUUCCUAGACGUACUCAGCCCAAGAUGGUAACAAGAACAAAGAAGAUUUUCGUGGGAGGAUUAUCAGCCAACACAGUAAUUGAAGAGGUGAAGCUUUAUUUUGAACAGUUUGGCAAGGUAGAAGAUGCCAUGAUAAUGUUUGACAAAACAACUAGCCGACAUAGAGGUAUGUUUAGCAACUCUGCUGCUAUGCCAAUGCUCACCAUACUGUGUGUUGUUUAUACUCGCCACAAUUGUUGAGCUUUGUCAGUGU
Hippocampus comes (tiger tail seahorse) is the source of this 669-nucleotide messenger RNA. Its product is annotated as RNA-binding protein Musashi homolog 2-like. The transcript has 7 exons. Gene Ontology annotation, molecular function: mRNA binding. The record is from RefSeq and is a predicted model, not a curated record. Gene Ontology annotation, biological process: regulation of translation; central nervous system development. Gene Ontology annotation, cellular component: cytoplasm. The coding region runs from base 129 to 656 and encodes 175 amino acids. NCBI's taxonomy places the organism in Eukaryota, Metazoa, Chordata, Actinopteri, Syngnathiformes, Syngnathidae.